AUGGCGAAGAGGUGGCUGCCAAUCGAAAGCAACCCCAAUGUGAUGAAUGCGUAUUUGAAAGCACUCGGUGUAACAAACCCCAAGGUGGAGUUUUGCGACGUAUACGGCCUAGAGCCCGAUCUGCUUGGAUUUGUACCACGACCCGUUUUUGCCAUGCUACUUUUGUACCCUAUUUCGCCUGAAAUGGAUGCGGGGGAUGCUAAGGCUAUGGAAAUGUGUGCUGCCGAAGCAAAUGAGUUCGUGGCUAAAAACGACAUAUUUUUUUCCAGACAAACCGUUGAGAACGCCUGUGGUACCAUGGCUAUUCUGCAUGCUGUGAUGAAUAACUUGGAUUGCGUGGGUGACUUGCGAAAAGAUAGUCCGCUUGACUAUCUGCUUACGGUGGGGCUUAAUAAGAUGCCAGAGGGACGCGCUUCCCUCAUUGAGUCGUCUUCCGAACUUGAUGCGGCGCAUAUGGAGGCAUCGGUGGGAGGGGUCACACCGAAUCAGGCCAUCGAUGCAAGCAUUGACCUUCAUUUUACGUGUUUUGUGCACGCAAAGGGUCAAUGUGUGGAGUUGGACGGGCGAAAGCCACAUCCAUUGCUUCACGGUGCUUGCGCGGGUAAUGAAGAGUUUGUGAAGGUUGCUGCAGAGGCGAUUCAAGCCAAGAUGUCCCGGGAUGCUGGGUCUCUCCGUUUUAACAUUAUUGCUCUUGUUCACAAGUCUGACUGA
Messenger RNA from Trypanosoma conorhini, 711 nucleotides. Its product is annotated as ubiquitin carboxyl-terminal hydrolase. The record is from RefSeq and is a predicted model, not a curated record. Bases 1 to 711 code for a protein of 236 amino acids. Lineage: Eukaryota; Euglenozoa; Kinetoplastea; Trypanosomatida; Trypanosomatidae. Gene Ontology annotation, molecular function: cysteine-type deubiquitinase activity. Gene Ontology annotation, biological process: protein deubiquitination; ubiquitin-dependent protein catabolic process. Gene Ontology annotation, cellular component: cytoplasm. The transcript has a single exon.